AUGGCAAUUAGAUCAGGGAACUGGGUCCUUCGCAAUGCCUGCAUAAAACAGUCCUGUGACCUGCUCUUUGCAUAUGCCCGUGAUAAAUACGAGGUCUUGGCUGUCCAAACACUCAGUGAUGUACUGACAUACCCUACUGCCAUCAUCCAGCAGUUCGAGCAAGGACACUGGACAGCGUCAAAAUUAGGUGUGCCAUUUCAUAAUCAAGCGCUAGAUGAAUUGCAUGAGACCGAAAUUAAUUGUGGCUUAAAGCAAGUUGUGUCUAGACCUCCCUACUUUCAGGUAGUUGAACUUAGCAAUUUCCUAGCCUAUCUGGAAAAUGUGGUGUCUUAUUUUUGCUCUGAUGUUGGCAAAACUCGGAAGUCAAAAAUAGUGCACGACACUCACUUACCCACUAUUGUGACAGACCUGGUUGAAAAAUCACUUGAUUUGAAAUGUCUUGAUGCUGUUGAGUUGCAUAAUGUGUUUGCCCAUUGUCCCAAGUCACUUGACAAACCAACUAGAAGUGACCUGCUAGACAUAAGAAAUGCUGGUAGGAGACGGUUGGUUUCUUAUGCAAGGCAAUAUGCUUUAUGUCCUCCUACAGAAGUUCCAGGAAAAUGCAGUAGACAAAAACUCCGGACGUUUACCACCCGUACAUCGAUUUCAAGAGAGAAAGCUAAAGUGCAGAAAGCUACUCGUUUGCUGGAAAAUGCAUAUGCACAUGUGAUUCGUAGUGGAGUUGUCCUUGCCCAGACCUGUCCAUUACCACUCGCAAUAGCAAUGGGCAAGGGUGAAAUUCGCCAACGACCCAAAAGUUCAAUCAGGCUAGCGUUUGUCAGGGAUCCUGUUUUGGCAUCAAUCUUUACUACUACAUGCUCUCUUUUGACAGCCAAUCAAACUGCAUUUGACUUUGUUAUUGACUUCCUUCGGGUUCUUCAUCAGCCCCCUCCAUCUCAAGGGGUAUCCCUGCUUGAAUUUUGUCAAUACAUGUGGCAUCAAAUUGUUGUGGAAAUGAGAUUUUUGCGAGGGGCUGGUAGGGUUACUAAUGUCAUUGACAAACCAAAAUUUCUGCCUCCCCCUAGGCAAUUGCUUCAUUCAGUGAGGCAAAAAGAAAGUUGGUGUCGAAAGCAAGUCAUCUUAUCAGUUUCCGUCACCGUCUGA
Messenger RNA from Corticium candelabrum, 1143 nucleotides. RefSeq lists its product as uncharacterized. Lineage: Eukaryota; Metazoa; Porifera; Homoscleromorpha; Homosclerophorida; Plakinidae. Bases 1 to 1143 code for a protein of 380 amino acids. The record is from RefSeq and is a predicted model, not a curated record. The transcript has a single exon.